AUGACAGUUAUAACUCCCUUCUCAACUUUUUACAACCCUCAAGUUUCAUUCUUUGGUAGUGGUGCUAUCGUUGCAGCUAUUGAUGAUAUCAAAAGAAAUGAAUACAAAAGCGUCUUGAUUGUUACCGACCCAGGUAUCAUCAAGACUGGAUUAUCAGACAAAGUUACUGCAUUGUUGAAAGAAAGAGACAUAAAAGUUUCAGUUUAUGGUAACUGCAAGCCAAAUCCUGCUAUUCAAAACGUUGAAGAAGGUUUAGUUGAGUUAUCAAAAGCGAAUGCGAAUGCCAUCGUAUCCAUUGGUGGUGGCUCUGCUCAUGAUAAUGCUAAGGCUAUUGCUCUUAUUGCAACAAACGGUGGUGAAAUUAAAGACUAUGAAGGGUUAGAUAAAUCCAAAAAGGCUUCUUUACCUUUAUUUGCAAUCAAUACCACAGCAGGUACUGCUUCUGAACUUACAAGAUUCACCAUCAUUUCAGACGAAGCCAGAAGAACUAAAAUGGCCAUUGUUGAUGCCCAUGUCACACCUACUGUUGCUGUUAAUGAUCCAGAAGCCAUGAUCGGUAUGCCACCAGGUUUAACUGCUGCAACUGGGUUGGAUGCUCUUACUCAUGCCAUUGAAGCUUAUGUAUCCACUGCUGCUACACCAAUCACUGAUUGUUGUGCAUUGAAGGCUAUUGACUUGAUUGUCGCGAAUUUACAAAAUGCUUAUGAUGAUGGUAAGAAUUUAGAAGCUAGAAAUAAUAUGUGCUAUGCUGAAUAUCUUGCAGGUAUGGCUUUCAACAAUGCCUCUUUAGGUUAUGUUCAUGCCAUUGCUCACCAAUUAGGCGGUGUUUAUCAUUUACCACAUGGUGUUUGUAAUGCUGUUUUAUUAAAUCAUGUUCAAAAAUUCAAUUCUGCUGAUAAGAAUGCUAAUGACAGAUUAAAAGUUGUUGCUAAGCAUUUACGUGCCGAUGAAGAAACCGCUGAAAGUGCUGUUAAGUUCAUCAGAGAAUUUGCAGAUAAAUUAGGAAUUCCAAAGAAUUUAAAAGAAAUGGGUGUUAAAGAGGAAGAUUUUGAGUUAUUAGCUGAGAAUGCGAUGAAAGAUGUUUGUCAUGUUACUAAUCCAAUUCAAUUUACAAAAGGUGAAGUUAUUGAAGUUAUAAAAUCUGCCUACUAUUAG
This is a messenger RNA of Hansenula anomala, 1155 nucleotides long. It is a transcript of the gene ADH4, whose product is annotated as alcohol dehydrogenase ADH4. The coding region runs from base 1 to 1155 and encodes 384 amino acids. The transcript has a single exon. The record is from RefSeq and is a predicted model, not a curated record. NCBI's taxonomy places the organism in Eukaryota, Fungi, Ascomycota, Saccharomycetes, Phaffomycetales, Wickerhamomycetaceae. Gene Ontology annotation, molecular function: metal ion binding; alcohol dehydrogenase (NAD+) activity.